AUGUCUGCUGCAAAGCCUUUCGUACUGCACUGGGGGAUAAUAGGCGCAGGCGGGAUCUCGUCUCGCUUUGUGGAGGAUCUUGUCCUCCAUCCCGAGGGUCGGGGUACUACGGACGUUGCUCAUGCUGUUGCUGCUGUCGGCUCGCGCUCCCUGGAUAAGGCACAGGAGUUCAUUCAAAAGUAUUGUCCUGAGGGCGGGUUUGCACAGAAAGCUGGUUUGACUUCGACUAAAUCUGUUGCUCGUGGGUCAUAUGCUGAGGUAUAUUCUGAUCCGAAUGUCGAUAUCAUAUACGUCGGAACCCCGCAUUCCUGUCAUUUUGAAGAUGCAAAAAAUGCAUUGGAUGCCGGAAAGCAUGUUCUUCUCGAGAAGCCUGCCACUCUGAAUCAAGCCGAGUUCGAAGUAUUAUCCAAACUAGCAAAGUCAAAGAACUUGUUCCUUAUGGAAGCCGUUUGGACACGCUUCUUCCCACUGACAUUUGCUCUUGAGGACGUACUCUUCAAGCAAGAAGCGAUUGGUGAGAUUAGGCGUCUUCAGUCUGAUUUCAGUAUUGAUUUCAUCGAUGUACUUGAUAAUGAAAGUCAUCGAAUGUUAAAUAUUAAUCUCGCCGGUGGCGGACUUCUCGACCUUGGUCCAUAUCCUCUCGUCUGGGCCCUUUUGUUACUUUACAACCAUCCGCAGAAUGGACGCACCCCACCUACAAAUAUCAAAGCAUCAAUGGAGAAAUAUAAAACAGGUGUAGACCUUCACACGAACUGGACUCUCGAUUUCCCGCGUAUUGGGAAGACAGGAGCACGGGCAGUUCUCAGUACGAGUAUCAAUGUGAAUAGUCCACUCGAUGUUGUCACGCGCAUACAGGGAACUAAAGGAGAGAUCCUCUUACCGUGGGCAACGGCUCGUCCUGACCGUUUCACAAUUCGCCGAUCAAAAGUCGGUCGUGGCCCACAAGAAUACACAGAAGAAAUCAAGGUGAUUCCGAUCCAAGGUAUGGGGCUCAACUGGGAAGCGGAUGCUGUUGCCCGUGAUAUUCGAGAUGGUAAGAUCGAGAAUGCUCGCAUGCCUCAUGCAGACACAUUGCUUGAGCUUGCGAUUUUCGACGAAGUGCGUCGUCAGGGAGGUUAUGUAUUCCCCGAGGGAAUGGAGAAAGUGAAGCUAUCCACUUGA
Fomitiporia mediterranea MF3/22 is the source of this 1161-nucleotide messenger RNA. RefSeq names its product NAD-binding protein. The coding region runs from base 1 to 1161 and encodes 386 amino acids. NCBI's taxonomy places the organism in Eukaryota, Fungi, Basidiomycota, Agaricomycetes, Hymenochaetales, Hymenochaetaceae. The transcript is spliced from 8 exons. Gene Ontology annotation, molecular function: nucleotide binding. The record is from RefSeq and is a predicted model, not a curated record.